Gigantopelta aegis is the source of this 3311-nucleotide messenger RNA. RefSeq lists its product as uncharacterized. The transcript is spliced from 4 exons. The coding region runs from base 323 to 919 and encodes 198 amino acids. NCBI's taxonomy places the organism in Eukaryota, Metazoa, Mollusca, Gastropoda, Neomphalida, Peltospiridae. The record is from RefSeq and is a predicted model, not a curated record.
GGAACCAUGACGCUUGAACCCACGCCCUAAGAAUGUAAUUUCAAUGUACAUAAUGUUUAAGCGCUAUACGAAUUCUCGUUUCGCCCAUAGCUCAUUCGGUCAUUGAACAUUGUUAUUGUUCGCUUCAAAUACUACACCCUUUCCCGCUGUUCACAUAGGUCGCCGUCACCAGACCGUAGCAAGUUUUUUUUAUUUUUAUUAUUCAUGAAUUAUAUUUUUUGUUGCCGAUCUGUUGGAGUGAAAAAAGAACAUGGAGUCGCUUUAAAGUCUUGUAUAUGUAUUUUCGUUGUGGCUCUGUCUUCGUAACUGGAACUUUGUUAUCAUGGCAGGUCAGUGUCCGGUGUUGGCGGUGCCCCCCAACCCCGUGUUCAUCUCUCUGAACAACAUGAACAUGACGCUCGUUAGCACGUUCAAACGGACAGUGGGGACGAAGGUCACUUUCACGUGUCACGUGCCUCAGUACUACAAACUUCAGGGGGCGCCAGUCCUCACGUGUCUUCAGAACAGCCAAUGGGACCACCCGGCCCCGACCUGUGUGUCCACGAUUGCCACGACGACAGUCACGUCUACGGCGACGACCAGUUCGGUGAUCCCGGAGGACGAAGACGUGACGAUGUUACCGUUCAUAAUCGCCGCCGUCCUCAUGGCGGCUGCGCUCAUCCUGACGGCCAUAACGCUGCUCAUCGUGUUGCUAUGGAAAUGGAAACGACGCGUCGAUAACAAACAUAGGGAGAAACACCAGAACAGAAACAAUGGGAACUUACCGACUGCUUCACGACUAAGCAACGGACUUUAUUACCAACCUGAUAUGCUCGUGGCCUACCCGUAUGUUGUACAGCCCCCAAUGGUCGAGGAAUAUCCGUAUGGAACUAUAUGGUACUCUUCUCCGCCUCCGUAUGAGGAUGUGACCGCUGUAUGAGUUAUUCGGUCUUAUUCGGAACACUUCGGCAUAUUACGGAUUAAUGAAGCGAGUUCAGGAGUUCAAGCGCCCGAGGUUGUUUGCUAAACUGAUUUAUACAUCUAGAACGUUAAAUGAACGUCAUAUAACAGGAUACGAAGAAUAUGUUAGCAUAUUUAGGAGACCAGGGCCCAUAUUUUCGAAGUAAUCUUAGCAUUACGAAAUCGUGAAACCACCGUAGGCUGUGACGUCACUAUAGCACAUGCCAUAGUGACGUCACAGAUUACGACGAUUUUACUAUUUCGUAGGCUAAGAUUGCUUCGAAAAUAUGGGCCCAGGGCUCCGUUUUACGAAGUAAUCUUAGCGCUAAGAUCACCUUAAGUCUACAACUAUCGUAUCCACUUAAAGUGAUCGUAUCGUAAAACGGGGCCCAUGGCCCGUGCUUAUAAAACUUAAAGUCGAGACUUUAACGUAAUUCUAUUUGAAUGGCGUUGCCAUGACGUUAAAGUGUGGACUUUAUUAAAGUCUAGACUUUAAGGCUUAUAAGCAUGGGGCCAUGUCUACGUUCAGCGAGUGAACGACGCUAACGUUCACGAACGAUUUGAUUGGUUCCCGAUGUAGACCGAGUACUCUGCCGUUCGAGAGCAAGACAGUUAUUCGAACAAUUAUAAUGCUAUCCUUUUAACUGUCCAAAUAUGCGCCCUGCUCUCUUAUGGUCAGAGUACACGGGCUAGGUUCAGUUUAAAGUAAUGCUCAAAAAUAAUUUUUUGGUGCAGCACCCAUUUUCAUUGGAGACUAAAGACGACACCAUACGAUACGAGUGCUUAGCAACGAUUGAAAUCAUACUAUUGUCUCAUCACAAUCUAUUAUCAUGGCUAUGCUCGUACAAGUCGUAACGUGUGGCGCCGCCGAAAGGACUAGCUCUCCAAUCAAUGGGCAAUACCUGGGCCGUAGCUAGGAGUGUGUGUGUGUAUGUGUGUGUGUGUGUGGGGGGGGGGGUAUGAAUUCUUGGAACGAACGAGCAUGGAAGGUGCAAGAAACUAUGGGUCUGGGGGCAUUACCCCCAUAACAUUUUUAAAUCUAGGCUCUGAAAUAUCAUUUUGCAGCCAUUUCAUGGAGGUUACAUAUUUCAAAUGUCACCGACAAGGUGGUCAAUAUCAAUAACCAGUAAAACAAUGAGCGGGGGCAACUAUCCCCUUGCCCCCCCCCCCCUCCCCCCCAGCUACGACCCUGCACAGAUAACACACAUGCGCUUGUUCACGUAUACUUCGACUAAAAUAAUUGCUGGUGCAGUAAAACAGUAUUGUAGGGACUUCUCCUGGCCUACAACAAGCGUGUUUGAACCUUCAGUGGAUUUAACCACAAGUCAGAUGGUUGACUGGUCAUACAAUAAGAACACUUUUUCUUAUUUUUGGGAGGUACCUUUACAUAUUUAUUGGGAGGGGGGAAUCCGACACCCUGGAAGAGUUUAGGUCUAUGCAUUAUCUAGUGACAUAGAGGAGCAUUUCGUUCAUAUCAUUCAUACCAUUAAAUGUACUUAAUAAUUUAAUAAGUAAUGAUUUUUAAUAUAAAUGCCAUUUAUACAUAUAGUAGCAUAAGGGUACGUGAAAUUGGGGGCGUGGGUGCUGGAGCACAAACUCAAAUUCGGGCAAAAAUGAAACAUAUUCGGGAAACAAAUGCUAACCUGAGACCUUUUUACUAUGUAUUUCUGUCAUCUACCCUCAAAAUUAGUUGUAAUCAAUGUAAAAAUGUGUAGCGAUUCGUUUUAAACGCAAUAAUAGAUGUUUGGCAGUAACGCUAAUAUGAAUAAAUGUUGCUAUCAAGAUUCGGUAAUUUUCGAUUAAUUCGGGCAGAAAUAGGAGCCUGUACGCCUAUGUGUAGUAGUAUGUCGUAUAUACCGUAGAGCAUGUAAACAUAUACCUAUACUACGCUAUGUAAAUAAGACUAUAUAAACAGACAUGAAUCAGAAUUUCUGCACGUUUUAAAAUACGGCUAUUUGGUGUCUAAACGUUUCAUUAUUUCAACACUUGAUAAACUAGGUGGUAGGAGAGGUGGAGACAGAAAGAGGGGGCAUUUUAUAUGCUAUUCGUUUUUGAGAAUCGGGGUGGGGGUAUCAGAAAUAUAGAGUUGUGGAUAUUCAGAAGUUAUUUUAAUCUAAUUAAACGGUUUUGUGAUUAAAUGUUAUGAAGACAUUAACUUUGUACUGAAUUUGGGUACAACAUUUAUCACUUAUUAUAAUUAAGUAAACUGAUUGUAAAUAUGUUAUUUUUAUAUGAUAAUGUUAAUGUUGUAGUUGUAACACCAUUUACACGUGUUACAUUGUAUGUAUGUCAAUGAUAUAUCACUCUCAAUGUAUAUAUAUGCAUAUUUUGUUAUAUUGUUACAAGUUCUGUAAUAAAUACAUUAACUCAGA